Molecule: messenger RNA, 843 nt
Organism: Symbiodinium natans
Lineage: Eukaryota; Dinophyceae; Suessiales; Symbiodiniaceae
Source: the annotation of a GenBank genome assembly
AUGCAGAAGGAGGCUGGUCCUGACGAGCGCUGUGCGCUGCAAGCGACGCUGUCCUGCAUCAGCGAUGACGAGAGGCAGUUGAUUCUGAGCUUUGUGCUGGGGGACCUUACGUGCUACCCUCGUGUGGCCGCCAUCGACAGUCGGUUCUUCCUGGCAUGCACUGCCUUGGGUUCCUGGCAAGAAUGCGUCAUCGAGAUUCCUCGCGCGUGGACUGCUAAAGAGGAGUGCGUGGAGCAGCUCGUGAAGCUGGCCGGCAGCUGGCGGCUGGCGCAGAAGGCAGUGCUCCCUCCGUUCCCCCAGCGGCGGCUACUCCAGGAUCAGCUGGCGAAGGAGUGCCCGCAGCUGACUUUGGCCGCUUUAGGAGAAGGACCCUACAUGCUCUUCGUUAUGGGCUGCAACUUACCCAUCGGGGCACGGAUGUCACUCCACUUCUUUGAGCCUCGAUAUCGGUGGAUGUGCCGCAGGCUUUUUGCAGGAGAGCCACCUUACAUGUUCGGAUUCGUGACCCACGGCCGAGCCAAAGAAGGUUCGCGGGGUCUGCUCUGCCAGGCCACAGAUUGGGCCACCAACACCAAUGGAACCUAUGAUGUUCACAUCCGAGCAGAGGCUGCCUUUAACCUGACGGAGGUCUGGUACGAGGAUAUUCCUCACAGCUCUCCUCUUGCCCUUGGGUUCAUCGACGUCAUCUCCCGCGUACCACCUGUGCGACAACAGCCUGGAGGUGGAAGCAGCCCGCGACUGCUGUCUUCCAGGAGCUCUGGACGACGCUGCUUCCCACUUUCACUCCGGAGAUGGCUGUCAAACCUGGGGACCUGCUGUCCGCGCCGAAUAUACAGCCCGUAG